Messenger RNA from Cottoperca gobio, 1977 nucleotides. RefSeq names its product calphotin. The record is from RefSeq and is a predicted model, not a curated record. The transcript has 7 exons. Gene Ontology annotation, molecular function: proton transmembrane transporter activity. Lineage: Eukaryota; Metazoa; Chordata; Actinopteri; Perciformes; Bovichtidae. Gene Ontology annotation, cellular component: proton-transporting ATP synthase complex. Gene Ontology annotation, biological process: proton motive force-driven ATP synthesis. Bases 208 to 1668 code for a protein of 486 amino acids.
ACACAUAAAUAGACACAUUGAUAUUGGACAACAUGGGAAGGGGGCGUUGACUGCCACAUUCACGUGUUACGUAAAAGACCUUGAUAAAGGCACUGAGCUGUGUCCAUGCUGCUGUGAGCUGCUUCUGGAGGACUGACCCCAACAACACAAUCAUACAAUAGCCUCUUUUUUUAUUUUAUCAAAAGCACAGACAGGCUGCACGGAAAGAUGGCGGCUUCCUUGCUGAGGAUAGGUCGACUGGGCUGUGUCAGGUGUUUGCAGGCUGAGAGCUGGAGUACUCUGAGUAGAGCACCUGUAGCCUUUAGCACAAAAUCCGGGGGUCCCAAGAAGUCGGUGAAAAAGACCAAGUCAGACAAAGACCAGGCUAAAACAUACUUCGAUGUAGAGAAACUUGUCCAGCACAAGUUAUAUGAGCUUCCCAAGAAAGAAGUUUCUUCAGCAGCAGCUGUUUCAGCAGCAGAAGCUGCAGCUACACCAGCUGCAGAGCCCACACCAGCUGCUGCUGAGGCUGUGGCAACCACCCUUGUGGUAGAAGCUGCCGUCCCACUGGUUGAAGCCACUCCAAUUGUUGAUGUUGUCCCUGAAUCUGCACCUGUUGUUGAGGCUAUCGCUGAAGUAAUUGCCGAAGUUGCUCCCGUGGUUGAAGCUGUUGCUGAAGUGGUUGCUGAAGUUACUCCCGGGGUUGCUCCCAUGGUUGAAGCUGUUGCUGAAGCGGUUGCUGAAGUUGCACCUGUGGUUGAAGCUGUUGCUGCUCCAGUGGUUGAAGCUGUUGCUGCUCCAGCAGCUGAAGCUGCCACCCCAGUUGUUGAAGCUGCUGCAGCACCAGAACCGGCUGCUGAAGUUCCUGUCGAAGCUGCUCCAGAAGCUGUACCAGUUGUGGAAGCUGCCCCUGAGGUUGUCCCUGCUAAAGCCCCUGUAGAAGCUGCCGCUGCCCCUGUAGGAGCUGAGGCUGCCGCUGCCCCAGCUGAGGCUGCCCCUGUAGGAGCUGAGGCUGCCGCUGCCCCAGCUGAGGCUGCCCCUGUAGAAGCUGCCGCUGCCCCAGCUGAGGCUGCCCCUGUAGAAGCUGCCGCUGCCCCAGCUGAGGCUGCCCCUGUAGAAGCUGCCGCUGCCCCUGUAGAAGCUGCCGCUGCCCCUGUAGAAGCUGCCGCUGCCCCAGCUGAGGCUACCCCUGUAGAAGCUGCCGCUGCCCCAGCUGACGCUGCCCCUGUAGAAGCUGCCGCUGCCCCUGUAGAAGCUGCCGCUGCCCCUGUAGAAGCUGCCGCUGCCCCAGCUGAGGCUGCCCCUGUAGAAGCUGCCGCUGCCCCAGCUGAGGCUGCAGCUGCCCCAGCUGAGGCUGCAGCUGAAGUUUCUGCUCCUGUAGAGAGCACCGAGGAGUUGGUGGGCCCUGCUCCAGUCCUAGCCGAAGCUGCAGGAGAGGAGCUGCAGGCGGACGCCCCCGCUGAACCAGCUGAACCGUUUGAGGUUCAAAUGGACCCAAUUCAGAAGCUCUUCCUGGACUCCAUACGCGAGUACUCCACAAAAAGCCGAGCUACUGGGGGGCUAGUCGAUGCAGGUUCAGAGUAUGAGAAGACCUUGGCAGAGGAGGUAGCAAAGCUUCAGCGACUCUAUGGUGGUGGAGACCUUGCAUCUUUUCCAGAGUUGAAAUUCACAGAGGCCAAGUUUGAUUGAAGUUUCCCAGAAGUGAACAAUCGCACUUUGCAGUUUUCUAAUGUCUCCUUUUUUCCUGUACAUCAUACAUCUGUGUGUUGACCGUCUGCUUAAUAUCAAAGUUCCAACAAACCAUUGGAUAUAGCUUUAUAUGUAAGAAAUUAGAGCCGUUUCAGUAGCUACAUGUUUUAUGGAAGUGAAAGCUUAAGCAUUAGAUGUACAUUUCUGGCAGACAAAGUGAAUUUAGAGCUGUGAAAUAAGCUUUGUAUUGAUUGAUCCAUGGCUGAGCUGAAUGUGAAUUAAAAACAAUAAAUUCCAGUUUGUAUUUGU